AUUCCAGAAUUGGCGAAAUUAACCCUUGAUAACAAUGGAAGCUUUCAUCAAGGGAUUUUGAUGGUAAAAGAAAUUUCAAGCGCUAAUUCGGCCGAUCGCCCGCCUUCAAUUAACUUGGAAGGGCAUUUCGAUGCAGCAGCUUUUCCCGAGAUUACACCUGCGGCUCCACUAACUCUCGGAUGACUCAAAAUUACGACUAAAAUAGUAGGUUAGCCGCGAGCGAAGGGCAUUGUGCAGGGGAGCUGCGGUGGAACUGCUACGAUGAUGAUGAUGACUUGGACCAAUUUCGGAAUUUUCUAACAAUUUAUCUUUUGAUUGGGUGUGGAGAGUGGAAUCGGCGUUUGUGGGAGACAUGGGGUCACUACGGUGCCCUUUGUGCUGCAACAAGGAAUUCCCGAACCGGCGUUCACUGCAGCUGCACCUGCUGGACACCUUGGAGCUGCUCAAGUGUCCACUGUGCAGCAAAAGCUACCGCAGCAUCAUUGGCCUGGUGCAGCACCUGAGCCUCUCGAGCUGCUCGGUGGAGACCGGCGUCAACUUCGACGAGCACUUUGUCACCUACGUCGACUGUUCCUUCAUGAAGAAGGCCAAGCAGCAGGAGCAGGCCAUGGCUGUAUCAGCCGACCAGGCCAGAGCGGCCAAUGCUCAGUCCAUCGAGGAGAAAGUUUGCGAAAAUAUGAGAAAAAUUCACGGCUCUGAAGAUGAACAGGCAAGGGGGAUCUCAAAAAGUGAAAUCGUUGUGCCUGACCAGAAUCCACAGAACUUGCUGAUUCAGUGCAGCGAAACCAACGAGAUCAUCUGCAUUAACAUAGAAGAAGCAAAUAUUCAAAACUCUGGAGCUUUCGGGGUUCUAGAUGAGAAAAUGAUCCAGAAGAGUUUGAUGACUGGCCCUGCUGGCAACCAAAAAUUAUCGAAUCAAAUGGACACUUCUUCUAAAACAGUUGUCGUGCCUCCACGCAAGAGCUGAUCCACGGUUGUGCACUGAUUUUUCUGUCAAAAUCGAGUCUCUCGUCCAGGUUCGGGAUAAGGUUAGAGGCCUUGUAACAGCUAGAUACCAAAAAUUGAAAAAAAGAUAUAUCUAAACUGCGGAAUCGCCCUCCGCCUCCUGUCAUGGUUCAGUGCAACACGAAUUGAAAGAGAACUCGUCAGUCAGGCAUCGCCAGGCCUGCGCUUUGUUGUUAAACGUGUUUUAGGUGCUGUGUUUUUAAGGAAAACAAGAUGUCACUCGUGUGUUCUUUCUUUUGUGUUUGAUUUCGUAGAUUCUGCGCGUCAGUAAUGCAUAAUUAUCAUUAUAUACCGAUAUGUAUGAGUAAGAAGCGAAAAUACCAUUAUUUAUUGUACAAAGCGGUUUGUCAGAUGCGAAAGAUAAAACACAGUGAAUUUUAAA
Neocloeon triangulifer is the source of this 1387-nucleotide messenger RNA. RefSeq lists its product as uncharacterized. The transcript is spliced from 5 exons. NCBI's taxonomy places the organism in Eukaryota, Metazoa, Arthropoda, Insecta, Ephemeroptera, Baetidae. The record is from RefSeq and is a predicted model, not a curated record. The coding region runs from base 353 to 967 and encodes 204 amino acids.